Messenger RNA from Pipra filicauda (Wire-tailed manakin), 9466 nucleotides. RefSeq names its product interactor of little elongation complex ELL subunit 1 (gene ICE1). Lineage: Eukaryota; Metazoa; Chordata; Aves; Passeriformes; Pipridae. The coding region runs from base 2672 to 8749 and encodes 2025 amino acids. The record is from RefSeq and is a predicted model, not a curated record. The transcript has 16 exons.
GUGCAGUGAAAAGACUGUUAUGAUUCACUUUCUUCCUUGAGGUCUCUUAAGCGAGCAUGUAUUUUUAUAGUAUUAUGCUUUGGGCAAUAUUCGUUUCUCUUGUAAAUAAAGGGAAGGCCUGUUGAGAGUCCAUAAGACACAUUUAGAAUGAGUAUGGAUUGAGAAUUUGGAAAAUCUGUAGACUCAAGUGAGCUGAUGUUUUUUAUUGCUAAUAUUCUGCCAAAGCUUAGUUGAAUUUUGAGGAGAAAAUCUUACGGGGAUUUAGUAUAGAAUCUACCGCAAAAGCAACGUUUAAACAGCUUUUGUAGUAAGGCUUCAUUUAAGUAUGCAUACUUUCUUGUGCAGCUUACAUUCUCUACUUGUAUUUAAAUGGAUAUACUUUUGAUGACUUAGUAAUAAAGACUAAAAUAAAGAAGACAGAUUAUUGUAUUCUGUACCACAUUAGCAAUCAAGUUAGGGGUAUUUACAGUAGAUAGUACUAGUUUUUGGGGUAUAAGUUCUUUACCAACUUGAGACUCUUCCUUACAGAAUAUAAAUGAAUAUGUAGCCGCAUUAAUUGCACUGAAGCAAAAAAUGAUUGAUGGAGAGUAAGUACAAUUGCAUGUAUGUUUUUGUUUGGUGGGCUGGGUUUUAUUGCUCUUAAGUGCUUAAAACAAUGCAGGUGGAUGCACCACACUAAAUGCUCCAAAAUGAAAGUAACUUCUUCACAAGCGGUUCUAAAUCUAGACUGUAAGACUUCUUUAAUAUAAGCUCUAAAGCAAUGGUAUGUAAUGGCAGUAAACGGUGCUAAGUACAGGCAGAAGCAGCUCUGUGAAGAGAUUUAUUUCAUUUGUUUAUCUAUAAAUUUAUUUAUAUUAUUAUCUCAUUUAUUUGUGUUCAUUUAUUUCAUUCUUGUGAAGAAUAUGAGAAAUAAAGUCGAGUACAGGUAUGUAUGAACCUUUUAAACAGAAUUAAGUCUGAUCAUUAGAGUGUGAAAUGCUUUUGUAUUAAAUAUCAGAAUAUGGAAAGUGAAGCUGAACAUUUUUCAGAACAAUAAGGUUCUAAAAUACUUCUUAUAAUUUGUUUUCUCUUAUUGCUUGCAGUUCUUCUCAAAAACCAUCAACAUAUGCUUGUAUGGAAUAAAAUAUCAAGAUCUGUUAUGUAUACCUCCUAGUGUGGCCUAAUAUGCAUGCUAUGCCUCCUAAUUGUAAUGUUUUGUUUCUCAUGUACUCUCUCCCAGAUACAUGUCAAUUUGGCUUGAGUGAAUCUAAAUUCCAGUCCUGCAUUCUGGUUUCCAAACAGUAUUUAAGAGAGCACACACCGGGACCCUUUUUUCAAAGCUCCUUUACUAUGUGUGAUUCCUUUUCUGACCUCCAGACUUUGUAUCCCUCUUCCUUCUGCCAAUGCACACAAUUCUUGUGGGAAUUGCCUCUUUAACUACUUGCAGCUCAGCCUUUCUUUUUUUGCCUUUCUUGAUUACUCUUAAAUGUUGCAAGAGAAAGUAAUGCAACCCUCUCUGUACUGGGGUAAUGGCCAUGGUAUUUCUCUUUCUUGUCCUUUCUUCUCACAGUUCUUAAAAACCAUAGCAUUUAAGGAAAGAGUUACUUUCCUUCCUGCUGUCCCUCUUGGAUCAGGGUGUUACCCUCUUAUGGCUGCUGGGAGAAUAAUGUAAAGAUUAAGGCAUUUUAGGGUCUUUUGAAAUAUUUUUCUGAGAUUUAUGUGUUCUUUUUUAGGAGAACAUCUUUUUAAGUUUUAGGAAAACAUCCUUUUGGUAACAUGUUAUAUAUGUAUCUUUUAAUUUAUGCAUGUAUAUUAAUCUUUAUAUACAUAUAUAUACAUAUGUAUAUAAAUUUUUACCUAAACAGUAUUUUUUUUAUAAACUGCAAUUAGUUGAUGGCUACAAAGUAAUGUAACUCAGUGAGUUUUUUAUAUUUCAAAGCAGUCUGAUUUGAGGUUUGAAUGGCUUAAUGAAACAAAAGGGUUAUAUUGACUACUAUCAGAAAAUGCAAACCAAUCUUGCACUUUCUGUAUUUAUCUGUAAAGCAAAAGGAGAGGUAUCCUGAGACAUAAUUGUCAAAAUUGGGGGAGAAAAUUAGUAAAGUCUUUUUUUCUUUACUUGCAGUCGUUUGCUGACAGAAUAUCAACAGAAAUGCACUGAUAUCCUUUACUUUUCUAUUAGUGUCCUUACAGAAUUACUAUACUUAUAACACUUCUUAUAAGAGUACUUGAGACUUUUUACUUAAGGUUUAAGUAGUGAUAUCUCCAGUGAAGAACAAACUGGGUAGGUUUUAUAAAGAAAAUAGGCCUUUGGAAUUAAAACUAUCCACUUAAAUUCUGUCUGUGUCUAAUAUAUGGUUCAAGAUGGUCUAUUUGAAAUCUGUAUUGCGUGAGAAUUACUCACGUAACAGAAGAAGCUCUGCUUAUUCACUUCAAGUGUACUGAAAUGUAUGUAUUAAACACUUAGUUGUGCAAGUCUUGUGGAGUUUUUUGUGUGAGGAAGUUUUUAUUGGAUGUUUCUUUGCAAGUGGCAAUUGAGUUGAAAUACAUUUAAGGACAUUUGAUGAACUGUUUUUAAUUUCUACCUUAACAAGAGAUUACAGCUUCAAUUUGCUGAACGAGUUCUCUCAAGAUUUAUCGUGAGAGUCAACUGGAAUAUGUUAAAAUUAAAGAAGAAAUAGUAAACAGUGAUGCUAUGAGAAAGAAACUGGAAAUAAAAGUGAAGAAGCUUGAAGAGGCUGCAACAAAGCAUACACAGGAGUUCAGACAACUGAAAACUGAGAAGAAAAGGCUUGAAAAGGAGCUUAAAAAGGCACAAGGAAAACUUGAUGGUGUAUUUAAAGAAAAGUGCAGAAAAGUUAAGCAUGCAGAGACCCAGAGUUCAAGUGAAGAUCUUAAAACAGAUAUAGACAAAGUAAAAGUGAAGCUCUUGUUAGAAGAACUCUGGAUGUGCAUUGACAGUGCAACAGGAAAAAGAGAGAAUGAGGAAAAUCAUCCUGUCUUGGCUUCUCUUCAGGAUAAGACAUGGUCUGAAAAAAGAAGACUGACUGUCACAGAAGACACUUUACAAAUCCACCAAAAGAUCAAGAAGUGUGAUGGCAAAACACUACCUUGGUAUUCUUCAGUGGAAAGUGCUGUAAAGCAAAAUUCUCUAACAGCCAUGCAACUUCAAGCGAGUACUGAGCCUUUUGGAGAUGAUUGUGUUGAGAACAGAACUAUUGAAGAAUGUCUGCAUAGCAGUGAGGAUAAAAAUGUUGAUGUGAUAAUACAGACAGGUGGGGAGCACAGCACUUCAGGCUUCUCUGAUCAGGAGCAAAAGGGCUCAGGUGGAAAUGUGAUGGAAAUAUUGAAUUGGGCCAGGCCUCUCCCUGCUUUACUUUCUCCAGUACAACUUUCACCACUGACUACACAGGAUAUGUUGUUUGGAGAAGUCACUUGUUCCAGUGAUGAAGAAGGUGAUUGCAGUGCUUCUGCAGCAGAAGAUAUUUUACAAGAAGACCAAGUUCAGCCUCUGAGUUGUAAUGUAGUCAGCCUCAAUGAGGAGUGCAACAGACAGAGUAAAUCAUGUGAGCAUGGUCUUGAUGCAGAAAUCUCACUUAAUCUGAGUUGGAAUGAAAAGAACAUUUGUAUCAGUCCAAAGAUGUCAAGCAAAGAGGAGAGAGAGGCUGAAAUAAAGCUAGCUGAAGCUGCUACUUUUAUUACAAACAUGGAAACUAACAAAGAUUGUUUGGAGAAUUCUGAGAAUAUAGAAGCUGAGAACAGAGAAGAAGCAACAGUACACAAACUGGAAAACAUUAAAGAACAGAAAAGAGAUAGUGAGAACAUGUACAGUGAAGAGGGAGGUUCUUUAGCUAAUGUUAUGUUACAAAGUUCCAAGUCUCAGAAUCAGAUGGAAAAAAGUAGUGAGCAAACAAAAGAGAAUGUAACCUUAAUCAGAGCUGUUGAUAAUGAGGGUAAACAUGAAAAUCAUGGUGAAUUAAUGAAAGCAGAAAGAGGUGGAUUAUUAGAAGAGAGAGGAAGUCCCAGGAAAGUAUCUGUUCCACAAAGUGUAACUCAUUUGCCAGCUGAGCAAUGCAUUGUGCUUCAAAGUGAAGAUUCUGAGGAGAAAUCUGGUAUGUUGAUGCAGAAUGAAGUUGUUGAAAACGAAUCAAAAAAUGUAAUCAAAGUAACUAAUACGGCUGGAGCUAUUGAGAUCUCUGCACACUCUCAGUGCUCUGAAAUAAAACAUGACAGUGAAGAGAUACUGGAGAAACAACAUGUGCAAACAGUAAAAGAUGAAGUGGGCAGAGAAUGUGAACCAGAGACUGUUAAAGUCUCUAGGCAUUACUUACCUAUAUCUGCUAUUGAAGGAAUCAGAAAUUUAUUGUCAGCCUUUCCAAAAGAUGAACAGUUUAAAAGUGAAAACAUGAAUGUAACCAGAGCUCCAACUAUUGAACUAGCCAUGAAAUUUAACAGAGGAAGUGUUCAAAAAAUAACUGAAUCAUCAGAGUUACUGCAUAGUACAGAAAAUGGAAAGUUAGUAGGCAUAAAGAAGGGGGGAUAUAUGAAAAGCAAACCACAUCAGGAAGAAAAUUGUAGUAAUUUAUCUCAAGGGAAGUCAGACUUGGGAAGUAUACUUGCACUACCAAAGAGAGCAUGCAUUAUUGAUGCAGGAAGCAGUGUAGCUAAGUGUGAAUCCUCUGUGUUAGAUUUUACAGAAGUGAAAGGUGAAAUAAAACACUCUGAAAACUUGUAUAGUACAUUAGAAUGUGAGCAGUCCAAAACUCAAAACUUUAGGGAGUUUGAAUCUCGAGAGACUCAAUUCAAAGUUAAUCCAGAAGAUUUUGGAGAGGAAAGCAGUGAGCUGUUAGCAAGAGGAGAUUCUAUUGAAUCUAUCUUAGUAGAAAGUAAUCUUACUUCUCAGGCACAGUUUGCAAAACCUCUCAAUCAGUUCUUGAUAACUGAAAAUAUUAAAUGUGAUGAAAUAAAAGGGGAAUUAAAUAUGGUGACUGAGACUUGCUCCAGUUCAUUUAACUCUGAAAAUAAUGCUGUGAAGAAAAAUAAUUUUUCAGGGAUCAUCUGCCAGCCUGCUUCGGAAACGGAUUAUAAAAGUGGCUUGGCUUUUUCUACUCAAGAGGACUACUUGAAGAAUCACUGUAUAAAUAAUGAAGAAACAGAUUCUCCUGUGCAAGUAGGAAUUGGCUUGGAAUCCACAAGGCCUCCUGAUCUAAAUUUCAGUCUUCUGAAAGUUGUUGGUUUUGUUGAAACUAAUGUCACAGGAAAGGCUGCUUUUUCCUGUACAUGGGAAAACAAGGGAGAUACAAAUUGUGUUAUGGGUAGUACAUUUAACUGUUCUUCAGAAAGCUUGGAAGAGAGUGCUGAUAUCCUGUCUGCUGAAAAAGGCAACAUGUGCAAAGAACUGGGCUGCCCUGAGAGGGGAUAUGUACACAAAAACGAAGUGAAAAUUCCAGAUAAGGAGCAAACAGUAGAUAAAGAACCUCAGGCAUCUGUUAAAUCACAGAUAUUGGAUGCAAACUGUUAUAAGAAGAAUGCUUUUCUCUUCCAAAAGUUUGAUUGUCAAGAAUCAGGAUGCAGGCCUUCUACAUGGGAGGUUAGAACAGAUCCUUCUAGAACUGGUUCACUGUUAGCUGGGGGAGAAAGCAAAGAACUGAAUAGUUCUGAGGGAUCUAGGGAAAAUGCCCUUAAAAGGUGUAAAAAUGAUUUUGAUAUGUCAGAGCAGAGCAAUGACUCUGAAGAGAAAGACUGUUCUAUACAAAAAGUUAGGUAUGUGAAAUGUUCUAAAUGUGGUCCCAUAUUCAGAAAGGAACUGAGAGCUUCCAAGAGAAUUGCAGUGGGUGGUCUGGAAACUGGUGCAAUUGUUGAUGCUGAUUACCAGCUGUGUGAACUUCAUUCAGUGAUGCACCCAGGAAAUACUUUUACAGUUAGUCAUCUAAAAGCAGGCACUAUGGUGGAUAUAGAUACAUGCUGUGAACCAAACAGCUCUGGAGAUACUGCAAAGGAGUGGCCAAGUGUGACUGGGGAGGGUUAUCCUAAAGACUCAGCCUCUUGGAAAAGGGAGUUUAUAUUAGUAACCUCUGAAAAUACUGAGGGUGAUAAUGAACUCAUAGAUUCUAACAUUGCUGGAUGCAUCAAUGACAGUGAGGAAAGUCUUUUAAAAGCUGUGACAUCAAAAGAAAGCCCUGUGAUGCCAAGUGCUUCAAAAAAUAGGUUACCACUAUGCAAGAUGUUAACUAGAUUCUCAGAAAAUUGCAGGCUGACUGUAAAAACCAGUAAAUUAAAUACAAGAGUGUUAGCACUUGGCAAUUUCUUAGAAGGAAAUGAUUCUGCAAAACUGCAGUCAAAUGUGGAACAAGGUCUACUACGCAGUGUUGAUAUGGGGGUCUCAGUGUUUGAAGAAUAUAAUAAUAAUCACGCCUCUUGCAACAUAAGAGAAAACAACACUGAUGUUAUCAUAGAUAGUAGUAGUAGAAAAAAAAUUUUCCUCAAGUAUCUUCCAAAUCCAGCCCUAUCUGAUGUUAGGUGCAGUUGUCAGACAGUUAGGCAACCCUCUGAGCCACAAAAGACAGUAUUUGAGAAGUUAUGCAUGUUGGAAUCAGAUUCUUGUGCUCUCAAAAAGAGCAAUAAAUUUAAGUGCCAAGAGCAAGAACCAUCUGAAGUCUCUACUGUUUCUACCAAGACAGCUGCCCAAGUAAUGCAUACCAAGCUAUCAAAGAGACUGUUUAAAAGUAGAAGAAAAACAAAGACUCUCGAAGUUACUCAGCCAGUUCUUACAAAUGCUGAUACUUCUAUGCCAACAAAAUGCUCAUCUGAGAUGAUAAAUAAAAUUAGACAAGAGAUAGGUCCUCCUCUGCCCCCCUUGCUACUGCCUUUGAUUUCCAGUCCUCCUAAAACUGCUGGUAUCAUGUCCCCAGUAAUGUCUUCUACAGGUCAAUCCUCUUUGCUCUCCCCUCUUGAUGGCCUGAUAUCCCCACUACAUGACACUCCUGUUCUUCCUCUCAUUUCUCCAUUAACAGAUACUCCAACAGUAAAAUCUGCUCUUUUAUUUUCUCCUCCCUCACCCUCAGAAGUGGCAGUAGGUAGAAGGAUUUGCUCCUCACCUUUGAAAUUUUGUACUUCCAUUCCAAAGCACGCACUUCCCGUUCCAGGAAGAUUUCCUCUGUUUGCAGCUGAUAGUGCUAGUCCAGGUGCUCCUCAAGAGAACUCUGUGAAAAUAUUGGACACUAUGUAUCCAGAGCUGUCUGCAAGGGCAAGGACACUAAACAUUCUGAAAGGCAAUAUUCAACUUAACCGAUGUGCUUUGUCAGAGAGCCAAAGUUUGCCAGGACCUGUGUCUCAGAUAUGCGGAUUCAAAGCAAUUGCAUCUACAUCAACUGCUUUUGUUAAAACUGGGAGCAAUUUGAAAUCUGAUAGUAGCAAAGAUGAAGACAAAGAUGUGCAAAAUCAGCAAUUGUUUUCAAAUUCAUCAAAUCGUCUUGAAAAAAGGACACUAUUGCAGGUAUCUAUGCCAAGAAGUGCCAAGAGACUGAGGUUGGAUAGUGAACCACCAAAGCUGGAGCCCAAUGAUACUGCUGCUAUCAGAAAUACUAAAAAUACAAUCUCUGAAAUGCAGAAGGCUUUCCAUGGUAAAAGCAGUGAAAUUAGCGAUUCAUCACACAGUUCCAGUUUAGAAGCAUCACUACCAAUAAAGAAGGUUAUUGAUCCUGACUGCCAGAAAGUUUCUUUGGCAUUAAAGAAAGUUGCUGAGUCCUGUUUUGACUUGUUACCAGUUAUUAAAGGACACGUGUAUGUUGGCAAUAUCUCAAAGAUUCCGAUAAUGAGAAAUGAAGAGAAAGAAGUUGUCUAUGAAUUUGGUAUAAAAAACAAGCAUUUAGCAGAGUCCUUGCUGCAUGUUAUUCUCAAUAAACUCAAGGGUCAGAAGAAUGCCACAAAUUACAACUUCAGUCAGGCUCUGUGUCGAGUCUAUGCAGGAAUUUGUCAACAGUUGGGAGAUUUGGAAAGAGCUCGCCUUUUCUGCUAUAGCCUACUUAAAGAAGACUUUCCAGACUCAGAAAAAAUGAUUUUAUUUAUCACAAAUGUAUGGCCUGACAUCCUUGUCUCCCAAGGUGCAGUUAACAAAGCUAUGCAAUUAGUUGUCAGGCAGAGUGCAAGCAAUGAGAUGCUGACCUGUUUGAGUGCUUACCUCAACUGGGAACAGAGUUCCUCUUUAGAUGCUGGUAUUAUGGUCUCAAACCUGCUUUUAGAAAUGCAGUCAUGUACAAAAGUAGAAUUUCAAUUGAGUGAGCACUAUGGAGAAGAUCUGAGUGAAGAUGCUUGGCAGUACAUAUUUGCUAUUGAUCUACUCUGCUCUCACCUGAAGUGGGAUUGGACACAUGACAAUGUUAUAAGCAAAGUGCUUUGGCCUUCUAUGGAUAAUUGGGUAAAGAAGAGAAAGGGGCAGGAAACUGCUCAGUCCAUUCGUGAUAGUGUUAUAGCACUGACACUCAGGCUAAUUGGUCGAUUGGGCCAAAUAGGUUUGAAGGAAGGAUAUCUUGCUGCAGUGAAGAAUAUUAGUUCUGUAAUUGGACUGUUUGUACAGCAUGCAAAAGAGGAAGAUGUUCCCUGGGGUGUGCAGCUGGCAGCCAUAUAUUCACUGUGUGACUUGGGUUCAAGCAAUCCAGAAGGUAUUGUUGAGGCCGUCCAUGCUUGGAGAGCAACAGUUCUUAACAACAUCCCUUCUGCUGUCAUAAGUGGCAUAGCUGAAAUCACUUCUCUAUGUGAAAUGGAGCUAAACUAAAAUCUAGGGAAGUGGACUGAUCUAAAGGAAGACGUGCCUAACCAACUAAGCAGUAGUUGGUUCCAGUUAAAAACUGUAUUAAUACAAAGUGGUGUGUCUUCUUGUAUUUCAUGUUUUUAAACAGAAUGUCUGAUUAUGCAAAGCAAGCUCAAGUAUUUUACUUGGCUUUUCUGUUUGAGGGAAGAGUUUUUAAAAAAUAAAUUAAAAUACUUACUUUUCAGUGAUCUGAAAACCAGUGCAUCUUCACCUUCUGAGGUAUUUCUGGUUUGAUGUCAAUAAAAAUCAGUAAUACUUUUCAUUCUUUUCCUUCCAUCAAUUUGGAGUAUGGCUAUUUGACACAACAGAAAAUUCAGCCUGACUUGGAAACCUAACUCUAUUAUUUUGUAAUCUAUUUAUAAAGUAACCAUUCAGAUAGCAGAACUUUGCCCAGAUUCUGCUUUAUUUUGCAUGGGUAAUCUCAUAAACUUGACUUAAAAUAUCCGUGCAAAACAGGUAGGAAUUGACUUUUUCUAUAGCAAUCAUGUAUAGAAUAACAGAGAUAUUAAAUCUCUCAGCUUGUAUAUAUGGUGUAUUCUAGUGUGUCUCACAUUUGGUAUUGCUCCACUUGGGAAAUUUUGUGUAUGUAAAUAGAGAUUUGGUUCAAAAAAAGUUCAUGUUUGUAAUGGUAGUUUACUAGACUCUGUUUUUGUAUCUUUCAUAAUAAAAGAAAAAAACACU